Messenger RNA from Ahaetulla prasina, 3455 nucleotides. RefSeq lists its product as uncharacterized. The transcript has 20 exons. Bases 169 to 3204 code for a protein of 1011 amino acids. Lineage: Eukaryota; Metazoa; Chordata; Lepidosauria; Squamata; Colubridae. The record is from RefSeq and is a predicted model, not a curated record. Gene Ontology annotation, molecular function: protein binding; cysteine-type endopeptidase activity. Gene Ontology annotation, biological process: negative regulation of extrinsic apoptotic signaling pathway via death domain receptors; proteolysis.
GUCUUCUCUUCUUGUCAAUGGUCUUUUGAUACAUAAAAGGCAUAAAAUGAAGCCAGGAUAUUGAAGAUCAACAAGGAAGGCAGAUUUGGCAUUAAGAGGCAAGCCUCAUGACGUGGCUUUUCUUAUUUAAAACACACCCAGAGAACUGUAAAGGGAUAGUGGCCUGUGAUGACAUUUUGCAGUGUGCCAGCAUCCCUCCUUUACCAGCUUGAACAGGAACUGGAUACAGAUGAAAAGGAAACCAUGGUCUUCUUGUGCAGCGAUCUCAUGCCUGACGUACCUGUGCCUGAUACCCUACGACUCUUGACAGCUUUGAAUGAAAAGGAGAUGCUGACCACCAUCAACUUAUCUGAACUAUUAUACAGGCUGAAAAGGUUUGACUUGUUAAAGAAGUUCCUGGGGACUGGAAGAGCAGCUGUGGAAGCCAAUUUAGCCAAUCAUUCUCAGAUGUUGUCAAAAUACAGGGUGUUGAUGACUGAAAUCAAUGAAGAUCUGGACAAAGAAGACUUGAGAUCUCUCUCUUUCCUUCUGAAAAGUCAUCUUGGUACAUCGCACAAGGAGAAGAGUUUUCUGGCAAUUAUUACUGACCUGGAAAAGCUAGAUCUGAUAUCGCCCAUGCACCUGGAUUUAAUAGAAAAUUGCUUCCUGACCAUUCACAGGAAAGACUUGGCAAAAAAGAUUCAAAAGUACAAACUAGAAGCGCACUUUCCAACUAUGAAUGCAAACACUCUUCAGAUGUCCUUACCUAAGUUAUCUCUAGCUGACCCUCCAGAGCCCGUGAACAAGGAAAGAGUAAUUAACGGAGCCUGUGCUGUCCAGGCAGAACAGAUUCACAUAUCCAUUCCAGAAACAGAAGUACAGGGCUGUAACAAGUACAGAAUGCAAAGCAAACCUUUAGGAGUCUGCCUGAUUAUUGACUGCAUUGGCAAUGAUGCAGGUUUGUUGACGAAAACGUUUAAAUCACUACAUUUUGAAGUUCACUGUCGAUUGUUUCUGAAUAUGGAUGCAGUGAUGCGUGAUUUGUAUGAAGCAGCAAGGCUAAGAGCUCACAAAGAUGCAGAUUGUUUUGUUUGUGUGCUAAUCAGUCGAGGAAACCAUCAACAUAUAUUCUGCACAGACCAUGUUGUUCCAGGAUUUCAACUGGAAAGGCUGAAGGAUUUCUUUACUGGUGAGAAGUGCCCUGAUCUCUUAGGAAAACCAAAGCUCUUUUUUAUCCAAAACUAUGUUGAGCCCCAAAAUUGGCAAGGAAAUGCCAGCCUGACAGAGGCAGAUGGAGAUCUAUGCACAAUCCCACAAGUAGCAGACAUUUUCUGGAGCCACUGCACAUUGGAUGCCUCUGUAUUGGAGAGAUCCCCAUGCUCGUCAUCCUAUUAUCUCUCCACUUUGGCUGGCCUUCUGAUGGAUCCUCAGAAGAGAAAGCUGCCUCUGCUGGAUAUUUUUGUAGAGCUGAACAACAGAGUUUAUGAAUGGAAUAGGAUUAAUUCUACAGAACAGUACUUACUCUUAUUGAAGCACACCCUGAGGAAAAAACUUUUUCUGAUUGACAAGCUCCAAAGAAAACUUUUCUUCAUGGCUGACAACGACAAUGUGGCAUUUCACCAGCAGCUACUAUCAAUUGAUGAAAACUUAGGGAAGGACGAUGUAGAAGAUCUGAAAUUUCUCUGUUCUGAUUUCAUCACAUUAAAGAAGCUGGAAACAGUGAAAUCAGCCCAGGAUAUUUUCCUGUUUCUCAUCAAUGAGGACUUAAUUAAUAAGGAUGAUUAUUUUCUCAUAGCAGAGCUUCUCUACAUUAUUGGGUGUAACUUUCUGCUCCCAAAACUUGGUUAUACUAAACAGAUUGUUCAGGAAGAACUGUGUAAGAGAAGAAAGGUAUCUGGUUAUCGACAGUUGCUGUAUGAAAUAACACAAGACCUGACAAUGGAUAAUGUGAAGAAUGCUGCUUUUCUUCUGAAGGCCCACCUCCCAAAGAAGCAACCCAUUAUGUCAGCUUUGGAGCUGCUGACUUCCCUGGAGAAGAAAGACCUUCUAAUGGAGUCUGACCUGAGUAAUCUUGAAUAUAUCUGCAAGAAAACAGCACCUCAUCUCCUGAAGAAAGUAGAGAUGUACAAACAAGCAAAAGUGCCUCAUCAAGGAAUCAAAGAAACUGUUCCCUCUUCUAUUUGUGCCUUUAACAAACCAACUUUUGGAAGCACUUCACUCGAGGAGCUUGUACUGCCAAAGAAUCAUGAACACCUUUACGAUGAACAGUUUGGGAGCCUACAAGAGCUUACUGGAAAUGUUUGUUCUUUGGCUGCAAAUCUAGAUGUCAAGGCAGAACCUGUGUUUGAUUCCUUGAGACAGGGGUUACAACAAACGGUCAGGGAGAAUGAUACGAAUGCUGAAGCAGUGAUGUUAUCUCAGUAUAAAAUGGAUGGGCAGUGCAGAGGAUAUUGUCUUAUCAUUAACAAUGUCAAUUUUGAAGGUGAUCUCAAAAAAAGGAAUGGAUCUGAGAAAGAUGCCAUGGAGCUGAAACGUGUGUUCACCUGGCUUGGAUUCAAAGUGAAAAAGUAUGAUGACAAGACUUCCACAGAAAUUGAAGCACUUUUGGAGUUUUGGCAGUCUUCUAAAGAUUGGAAAGACAGUGACUGUCUGGUAUGCUGUAUUCUAUCUCAUGGAAAAUCUGGGAAAAUUUUUGGGACAGAUGAAUGUCUGAUUCCAAUCCGUACCAUCACGUCAUACUUCAAAGCCAACCGCUGCCCAUUGUUGGCUCAGAAACCUAAGCUCUUCUUCAUCCAGGCCUGUCAAGGUGAAAAGACACAGCAGCCAGUCUUCCUCCAAGAAGACACCGGCCAUGCUGCCUCACUUGAACCAGAUGCUCAAAGUUCAGGAUUUGUUUCUUCCCAGCAGCUGACCUCAAGUAUUCCAGAUGAAGCAGAUUUCCUGCUUGGCAUGGCCACUGUAGAUGGUUAUCUCUCUUUCCGGCAUGUACAAGAAGGCACUUGGUACAUUCAGGCUCUUUGCAGUAAGUUGCAGCUCCUGGUGCCAAGAGGUGAAGAUCUAUUAUCCAUUCUUACAGAAGUCAAUGAAGAAGUGAGCAAACGUGCAGAUGCUCAACGCGAAAGGAAACAAAUGCCCCAACCAGCUUAUACUCUCAGGAAAAAAUUGAUCUUUCCUGUGCCUAACAAACCUUUUGUAGCAUCAGAGCAGAGUUCAGACAGGCAAUAAUUUAGAUUGCUGAGGACAUAGAGACAAAAGAGGGGCUCCAUUACAUCUUAACGAUUUUUGCACUUUGAAUCCUGUCCAUCUGGAACUGUGUCCAACCUGCACCUUGGAUACCAUGGGAGAAACAUGGGAGACACUGGAUUUUCAUCAGCAAUAAAUGCCUUAUUCUAUCUCACUGAAAUUGUUUGGACAUUUGGCUACCUAAGCUAAAAGAAAAUGCUACUUUAUUUCUAAUAAAACUGAUCUUAAAAUCA